AUGUGUUUAUGCUUUUUUAUUUCUUUACAUCAACAACAACAACGUUCACGUGUUUCUCCUAGGACUUCGAUAGACCAAACAAUAUAUCCAUAUCAACAAGGACCACCACGAAAUGUUCGUAUUCGACCAGGCUACGAUCGCAAUACUCCAUCAUUACAUCUUCGAAGUUCUAAUGUAUAUGAAGAACCACCACCAUCAUAUGAAGCUGCAGUUACAGAAUUUUCACCCAAAUAUCAAGCGACAUCAUCAUCGUCACCACUUGUAACAACAAAUAUAGAAUUAACAAAUGAACGGCUUUAA
Molecule: messenger RNA, 300 nt
Organism: Rotaria sp. Silwood1
Lineage: Eukaryota; Metazoa; Rotifera; Eurotatoria; Philodinida; Philodinidae
Source: the annotation of a GenBank genome assembly